UUCCGCCGUCAACGCAAACUGACAAAAGUGCAUAAUUUUUCCAAGUCAUGUUUCUUGUUCUCUUCUAGAACCUGGGCAAACAUUCUACUGCCGGCCCUUGAAGAGAAUAUACAGUGUUUGAAGGUUUUUUUGCGUCGAUAUUCUAUUUCUGGAAGCAGGUCCGUAAAGAUAAACCUUUAGUCGGGGAAUUCGUCGAUUCAAUGUUAGUAAAGUCAGUGAUUGCCGUGAUUUGCCUGGUCGCGCUGGCCCAGGCGGAUCUGGUUAGAGUUCAGCUGCAUAAAACCGAAAGUGCUCGUCAGCAUUUCAGAAAUGUGGACACUGAAAUUAAGCAGCUCCGGUUGAAGUACGGUUCGCUCACCGGACCCGUUCCUGAGCCACUGUCGAACUAUUUGGAUGCUCAAUACUUUGGUGCUAUUUCAAUCGGUACACCACCACAAAGCUUCAAAGUUGUUUUUGAUACCGGCUCAUCUAACCUUUGGGUGCCCUCGAAAGAAUGCUCGUUUACCAAUAUCGCCUGUUUGAUGCACAACAAGUACAACGCAAAGAAGUCUUCAACAUUCGAGAAGAACGGUACCGCCUUCCACAUCCAGUACGGCUCGGGCAGCCUCUCAGGAUACCUCUCGACCGACACGGUAUCAGUCGGUGGCGUCGCAAUCAAGAAGCAAACCUUUGCCGAAGCUAUCAAUGAACCCGGGCUGGUAUUCGUUGCCGCCAAGUUUGACGGAAUUCUUGGACUGGGCUACAGUUCAAUCGCUGUCGAUGGAGUUGUUCCGGUGUUCUACAACAUGUUCAACCAGGGUUUGGUUGAUUCGCCAGUUUUCUCGUUCUAUCUCAAUCGCGAUCCCCAGGCCGCCGACGGAGGUGAAAUCAUCUUUGGUGGUUCCGAUUCGAACAAAUAUACCGGUGAUUUCACGUACCUUCCGGUUGAUCGCAAAGCUUACUGGCAGUUCAAAAUGGACUCGGUGAAGGUUGGCGAUUCCGAGUUUUGCAACAAUGGAUGCGCGGCGAUUGCCGAUACUGGCACCAGCCUGAUCGCAGGUCCGGUAUCGGAAGUGACCGCCAUCAAUAAAGCCAUCGGAGGCACACCGAUACUCAACGGAGAGUACAUGGUCGAUUGCUCGUUGAUUCCCAAGUUGCCAAAGAUCUCGUUCGUGCUGGGCGGCAAGACUUUCACCCUCGAUGGAGCCGAUUACAUUUUGCGGGUGGCACAGAUGGGUAAGACGAUCUGUUUGUCUGGCUUCAUGGGAAUUGACAUCCCACCACCGAACGGACCGCUGUGGAUUUUGGGUGACGUGUUCAUUGGUAAGUAUUACACCGAGUUCGAUAUGGGCAACGAUCGCGUCGGUUUCGCCAUCGCAAUUUAAGACGUUCCAAAUGGUGCAACAUGCGUGAUGCUUUAAUUCUAAUUACAAAGCGGAUUUCGAACGGACUGCUCGUUGCAAGGGAUAAUUAAUUUCAAUUUUGUUUCCCAUUAGUUUAGAACCCGAUAUCAAAAAAUAAAGAAUACGCAUCGAAAGACUGUCAAA
Messenger RNA from Toxorhynchites rutilus septentrionalis, 1526 nucleotides. Its product is annotated as lysosomal aspartic protease. Gene Ontology annotation, molecular function: aspartic-type endopeptidase activity. Bases 201 to 1364 code for a protein of 387 amino acids. The transcript has 5 exons. The record is from RefSeq and is a predicted model, not a curated record. NCBI's taxonomy places the organism in Eukaryota, Metazoa, Arthropoda, Insecta, Diptera, Culicidae. Gene Ontology annotation, cellular component: lysosome. Gene Ontology annotation, biological process: cell death; proteolysis.